CCGCCGCCGCGGCCCCGUCGGAGCGCAGUGGAGCGGCCCGGGCCGGGCGAUGGCUCCGCACCAGCCCAGCGCCGGGCAUUACCUGCGCUCCGACAGCGGCGGCUCGGAGGCCCCGAUGCUGGCGGACGGCUCCGGCCCCGGCCCGGGCCCCAGUCCCGGUGCGCCGCUGCAGCGGCGGCGGCGGUGCGGGUCGCUCUGGGGCAGCGUGGCCGUUAUGGCCAUUCUCGCCCUGCAGAUCGCCUGCACCACCGGCCUCUUCGUCUACUUCACCAUGGCCAUCUCCAAGCUCAAAGCCCAGGCGCCAGGGAACAUGGAGGAGCUGCGGUGCCUGCAGGUCAUCAACCAGCAGCAGGAGGGCUCCAGCCUGGAGGAGCUCAUCAGCAACCAGUCCUGCCUCAAGCUGGCCAACACCAUCAAAGCCUAUGUGGCCACGAUGACGGAGAACGUGAUCCGCAGGAGUGCAGUGAAGGAGGCCCGGAGGAGCUACUUCAACACCUCGGAGGGGCAGGUUCCUCCCAAAACCAGUGGCAAACCCUCGGCACAUCUCACCCUGCGCCCACAGAGCCUGGCCCAGGAUGGGAACUCCCGGCGCUUCGGGAACCUCUCGCAGUCGUGCCGCCACGCCAUCGCGCGCUGGGAGGACAGCACCAUCCACUCCCACCUGCAGAACAUCACGUACCAGGACGGCCGCCUGCGGGUCAACCAGGCGGGCAAGUACUACGUGUACUCCCAGAUCUAUUUCCGCUACCCCAGUGACGCGGCCAGCGCCCGGAGCUCCGUCCCACAGCUUGUGCAGUGCAUCAACUGGAAGACGUCCUACAGCCAGCCCAUCCUCCUGCUCAAAGGGGUGGGCACCAAGUGCUGGGCGCCCGAGGCGGAUUAUGGGCUCCACGCGCUCUACCAGGGGGGGCUUUUUGAGCUGAAGGCCGGGGAUGAGCUCUUUGUCUCAGUCUCCUCCUUGGCCAUUGACUACAACGAUGCAGCAGCCAGUUACUUCGGGGCUUUCCGGCUUGACCUGUGACAGCCGCCUCCGCCUCGCUCCUUCCUGCUGCUCCUGCCCAGCCAUGGUCCUGCGGGGCUCCAAGGAAGCAGCAGCUGAACAGCCAGAGAGGGGGCUUGGCGCAGCAUCCUUCCCUGUGUGGUUUUCCCAAGGGAUGGGCCAGCAGAGGGCACAGGGGGGGCUGCCCACAGGGACCCACUGUGCUUGGUACCAUCCAGCUGGGAGGAAGACCAUGAGCCAGGACAGGCCUGCAGGAGACACGGACAAGGCAGGACAUCCUCCCCCGGCUCCCAUCCAAGCAAACAGCGCAGGUAGCACCAAACCUGCUGCAGGAGAGGCACCGCGGGCACAUCUGCAACAAGAAGACAAAGUGUCCCCAUGGCAGGAUGAGCCUCUGCGAGUCUCUGCACAUCUGGUAGCGGCAGCCCCAGAUGUGCUGCCAGGCUGCAUGUGCUCAGGGACAGGAGCCCAUGGUGAGCGCAGGGAGGGGGCAGGUCCAGCAUCAGCUUCUGGAGAGGAGUGAAGCAGUAUCGUUUGGGAUCAUCAGAAGCAUGGAGCGAUGCCAGCAGCUGGUGUCAGGGGAGGUCAAAGAGCAGGACCAUGAAGCUGGAGCAGUCGCCAGCCCAAACAACAGCACCCAGGCACGUGGCUGCAUGGCCCUAUCCAGGCAGGAACCUGCCAUCACACCUCCCCUUCGCUCCUGACCAAGCAGCUCCCUCCUUUCUCGGGGUUCCUGGCCCUCCCUGGCAGCGGUUAUCCCACAGGACUUGAACUCAUGGGUGAGCCUGGCUGGAGCAGCACAGGACAUGGGAGGAACGAGGGCAAGCCCUCAGUGCUGAAGUCUGUGUUGGAUGCAGGAGGUGGGUUCAAGCAGGGCAGAGCGUGGUCAAGGUCCCACAGAUGCUGGGGUGGACGCAGCCCCUUCUGUAACUCCCUGUAUACUCUGUAUCACGUGAGGACUGGUGGAGCAGAUGGACAGGGCGGCAGCAUGGGCUCCAUGCCGGAUGCAAACACCUCCUAUGGCAGCGUGGCUGCCGGGGCUCCCAGUGCUGCUGCAAUAAAGCCUCUACUCCAGU
This is a messenger RNA of Strigops habroptila (Kakapo), 2076 nucleotides long. RefSeq names its product tumor necrosis factor ligand superfamily member 10-like. Bases 50 to 1021 code for a protein of 323 amino acids. NCBI's taxonomy places the organism in Eukaryota, Metazoa, Chordata, Aves, Psittaciformes, Psittacidae. The transcript has 5 exons. Gene Ontology annotation, biological process: immune response. The record is from RefSeq and is a predicted model, not a curated record. Gene Ontology annotation, cellular component: membrane. Gene Ontology annotation, molecular function: tumor necrosis factor receptor binding.